Messenger RNA from Daphnia magna, 1168 nucleotides. RefSeq lists its product as uncharacterized. The coding region runs from base 217 to 1158 and encodes 313 amino acids. The record is from RefSeq and is a predicted model, not a curated record. The transcript has a single exon. NCBI's taxonomy places the organism in Eukaryota, Metazoa, Arthropoda, Branchiopoda, Diplostraca, Daphniidae.
GGCGAAAAUCGUUUAGGGGCUCUACCACAAGCGGUUUAACCAACGGGUUGUGCCAAAUCUUAAAUUGUUGGAUACGGAGCCACGUUUUCGGCUGACAGUGGGGAAGACUAUUUGGUUUCUAUUAGCUUUCUCUCAAGGAAAUCGUUUAUUGCUGUGACAAGAUUUUGAGGUAUUGUAAUGCAGAAAGACAUUAAUCAUUUUUUUUGCCGGAGGUAAAUGAGAAAGUCAUCGAAUCGACGUUGGCCUAGUUGUCCAAGGGAUCCGAGCAGACGUUUACACCCUUUGCCUCCAUCUACGCGCCCGGUACCGGAACAGCAUCUGGAAGGAAAAACUGUUGAGCCGGACAGCACAGAGGACGUAGUGGGAAGUGGGCAGCGGAUAAUCCAGGCUGAAAAAAGGUUGGAGAGUACUGCGAAAGAUCUUGAAGAAUCUUACGUAGACAAGAGUAUUGAGGCAGGUAAAGAAGGUAGCGAAAAAAGUGAAGACGACGAGUUGGAGAGUACUGCGAAAGAUCUUGAAGAAUCUAACGUAGACAAGAGUAUUGACGACGCACACGAAAGUAGCGAAGAAAGCGAAGAAGAGGAAAACGGGGAUAGCACUGACGAGGAGCAGUUAUUUGCAGAUACCGAUAGUGAUUCAGGUACUGGCAUUAUGCCUCCUCAGAUAAAGUUUUUGAGUCCCAAGGUCUUUAAGGCAACGCCGGAAGAUGACGCCUUCGACUGGCUUGAGCGUUACGAGUCAACGGGAGCGUACAAUCAAUGGGGCGAUACGGAGCUAAGGGCGAAUUUCAGCAUGUAUCUGGAUGGAGCGGCAAUAAAAUGGUACCUGUGCUCCACACUUCCGACGGAGUGGCGUGAUUUACCCAUACGACCGGGGGUUGGCCUCAACGCAGCUGAUCUUCCGGCAGUAACUGGAGUCAGAACACUGUUUUUGAAAGAAUUUCAGCAACAAAACUACAAGCUGUUCCAGGAAACACGCUUGCGGAACCGGGUUCAAGGUAUCGAAGAAGCGACAACUAACUACUAUUACGAUGUUAUUGAUCUUUGUAGGGUGGUGGAUCCAACAAUGGCGGAAGCCACCAAAGUCGACUAUCUUUUUGGGGGAUUACGGCCCUCGUUGGUCGAAAAAAUUGUACCCGUUACAACCCAAAACAGGUGAAGAAUUUUUA